AUGGAUAUUUUUAUACGUGAGGAGGAUGUGUCCUUGGCACAGGUGGGCAUUUAUGCUUCCAUAUCCUUUCUGGUCGUGACUGUCGCUGGUGCGCUUUUCUACGUUUCGUGUUCGAAAAAAUAUCGCCUAAACUGGUUUGAGAAAAAUCUACUUGAAUCAGCUGCGGAAACUCAGGACCCGGAAAAGUGGUGACACCGAGUUGCCGGCGCUGCUAGCUUUAAUUCGGACAAUGUUAGUGAGUGUUCGCGUUCCCGUUCAAUUUACAAAGGUAAUAUGAGUCCCACAUCCAUUAAUACCGAUGAUCCCAGCUUCUGGGUACCACCGCCACGCAAGACUGUGCAACAACAGGUUUCCACAUCCGCUGAAGAGUCCCCACCGCCAUCACCUACCUCUCCAACUGGUAGUCUCAAAUCGAAUACUCUCUCAAUGUCUUCGAGAAGUUCGGUCCCCAUUACACGCUCCGACAAGCAUGUAGUUUUGGGUAUGAAUCCCAGCAGACCGAAGGUGUCCUCGAUGAGCGCAAAAUUGGACCAUACAAAAAUUGAUAUGUCGUUUUAUAGAAAUAACUCCCAGCAGAAGACCUCACCCCAAGGCAGUGAUGAUAUUCGUGGCAAUAUUCAUUUGAGUGUUAUCUACGAUCCCAUAGCCGGAAUGCUGUCUGUGCAUUUGAUAGAGGCACACAAUUUGCAACCACGUGACUUUAGCGGCACAGCUGAUCCAUAUGCUAAAGUGCGCCUUUUACCGGAGAAGAAUUUCUGGCAAACACGCAUACAUAAAAGAACCCUUAACCCAAUUUUUGACGAAGACUUUGUUUUUGAGGAAAACACGAAUGUUGUUGACAAGCGUACAAUUGAAAUUUUACUCUACGAUUUUGAUGCGUACUCUCGUCAUGUUUGUAUUGGUGGCGCUGAAAUACCUCUCAGCAACAUGGAUUUAACGGAGAAAGUUGAGUUGUGGACUCCAUUAGGACCUUGCGCUGAACAAAACCUAAAAGUCGACUUGGGUGAUAUCAUGGUUUCCUUAUCAUUUUUACCAUCGGCUGAGCGUCUUACAGUUGUAAUAAUAAAAGCGCGUAACUUGCGCAUAAUAGAUGAUUCUCGUAGCUCAUCCGAUCCAUAUAUAAAAGUAGCUCUGCUAUCGGCUGGCAAGAAAAUUAAGAAGCGCAAAACCGGCGUAGCACGCAACAUUAUUAAUCCAGUAUACAAUGAAGCACUCACUUUUGAUGCCAAUAAAGAGACGCUAAAGAAUUAUCUGAUUGAAUUCACUGUCGUUUACGAUGGACUAUUGGGUUCGAGCGAAAUUCUUGGACGUGCCAUUAUUGGUAACUCUACAGAAGUACGUCCUGAUGAACGUAUAUUUUUCGAAGAAAUGUUUCGUUCCAAAAAUUCAAUCGCACAGUGGGUACCUCUACAAGAGACCAGCAACAUGCGUUCCAAUGUAGCCAAUGCAACAACCAAUGUUAACUAAAUCCUUGAUAACAUCCUGAUGUAAAAUUGGAUUUUAAGUUCACAGCGCCAGAGCUUUUUUUAAUUUUGCAGAGAAUUAACUUUGAACUGUUCUGAGACAGUAGAAAUUUAACUGCUGGAGAAUAACAGGUUUAUUCUGCGAACAGAAAUUUUUUAACCGGUAAAUAAAGUUCCUGUAAAUUUUUAAACCGGUGCUUGGCUUCACCAUGUCCGCGGGAAAAGCUGUCAAGCUUUCUAUAUUAAAUGUAUACAAAGCGUGAAAGAGCUUUGCCCGCGGGCAGCCCGUGCCCACCAGCAUUUCACAUCCUUUUCGCAUUCUGUACACUCUUGUAACCGGUAAAUUUUGUUAUAGUCCUUUAACUGAAUUGCUUAAUAUUUUGAUUGCAUUACCAACGCAUAUAGAAUCGCGGUGACAAGAAGGGGUAACAUUUUUGGUAGCAAAAGUUUCCGGUUAGAAAAUCCUUGGUAAUGAGCAGAAUAAACCUGUAAUAAUUGUAUGUUUGUUAAUUAGUUGAGGCUAGUUCGGUUUACAGGAUUUAGUCAUAUAUUACUGAAGAUAUUGCAAAUGUGUAUAUGGAAACGAGGCAUUUUGAAUACAUCCUGUAAACCGGGCGAGCAAAGGAACAGAGGGUAAAUUAGUAGGUAUGUAUAUUAUUUUUUUCUCCAGUUCUCUUGGCAAACAAUUUGCCUUAUAUGUAUACUAAAUAUCAGAGUUGGGCAUUAUUCGAAUAAAUUGUUAUUUAGAUAAUUAUUCGAAUAAAAUUUUAUCCGUAAUAUAAUUAUUC
Molecule: messenger RNA, 2251 nt
Organism: Rhagoletis pomonella (apple maggot)
Lineage: Eukaryota; Metazoa; Arthropoda; Insecta; Diptera; Tephritidae
Product: synaptotagmin-5-like
Exons: 7
Biological process (GO): regulation of dopamine secretion; calcium-ion regulated exocytosis; cellular response to calcium ion
Molecular function (GO): phosphatidylserine binding; calcium ion binding; syntaxin binding
Source: RefSeq, a predicted model, not a curated record